Messenger RNA from Liolophura sinensis, 3620 nucleotides. Its product is annotated as serine palmitoyltransferase 2-like. The coding region runs from base 330 to 1922 and encodes 530 amino acids. The record is from RefSeq and is a predicted model, not a curated record. Gene Ontology annotation, molecular function: serine C-palmitoyltransferase activity; pyridoxal phosphate binding. NCBI's taxonomy places the organism in Eukaryota, Metazoa, Mollusca, Polyplacophora, Chitonida, Chitonidae. The transcript is spliced from 13 exons. Gene Ontology annotation, cellular component: serine palmitoyltransferase complex. Gene Ontology annotation, biological process: sphingosine biosynthetic process; ceramide biosynthetic process.
UUCGUGUACACUCCUGUGGCAUGUUUAUGGAUGCCCCUGUGAUUUUCUUCGAUAAAACCUUAUUUGUUCUUGUACAGUAUAUGGCCUACAUAUAGGCUACAUACAUUUCUGCUCUGUUUGGUUGUCAAUGCUACAGUGGUCAGACAACACGUGGUGCGAGCAGUUCAACAAUGGACUGUUUUGAUUGGCUAGCACAGGCAGGGUGGCCAAUCGCGUGGUGGGCACAGACGUGACAUCCGCGUGCAUACAGAUUUACCUGAGCAGUUGGAGUGGUAAUUUACGGAGGGUGAGGACAAUCAUUUCAACAUACCUACACGGUGGGCUGCAAGAUGCACGGGGAGCCGAAACAUAGCCUGGCUCCGGCUUCACAUACCUCCAGCGGACAUGUCAAAGCGGAGAAUGUUUAUAGCAAAGAACAUCAGAAAUCAUUUCCAAGAUUUUACGAGUCGUUUGAAGAGACACCUCUCCUGAUAGCCAUCCUGACUUACAUGAGCUAUGCCUUCCUAGUUGUUGUGGGCUCAAUUCGAGAUCUUCUACAGUAUUAUGGACUCGACAAAAAGAUCGCUUAUCAAGAGCCCAAACUUGAGGGUUUUGUCCCCUUGCUACAUAGUUGGGAGAGUUUCUAUACAAGGUAUGCCUACAGAAGAGUGAGGGACUGUUUUAACAGACCUUUGGCCAGUGGGGCAGGGUCAGUUUUCAAGGUCAAAGAGAGGGUGUCGCCAGAUUAUGGCUGGAGCUUCAAUUUUUCAGGCCGCGAUAUUGAGGCUUUGAACUUUGGGUCGUACAACUACCUUGGGUUUGCUGACGAAUAUCCACCCUGCAUGAACAAGGUGGAGCAGGUGACCAGAGAACUGGGGGUCGGGGUGGGUGGCAGCAAACAGGAGCUGGGCUAUUUAGCCAUCCAUGAAGAGUUGGACUGCCUGAUGGCCCGGUACUUGGGUACUGAAGCAGCCAUGACAUACCCCAUGGGGUUUGCUACAAACUCGAUGAACAUUCCUUGUCUUGUCCAAAAGGGUUGUUUAAUCAUCAGUGAUGAAUUAAACCAUGCUUCUUUGGUGUUAGGAGCCAGAUUGUCUGGGGCAAAUAUCAAAGUAUUUAAACAUAAUGAUAUGAAAGAUCUGGAAUCCAUUCUAAAAGAAGCAAUUGUUAAAGGACAUCCAAAAACCAAACGACCUUGGAAAAAAAUCUUGAUAGUAGUGGAAGGUGUUUACAGCAUGGAAGGUUCUAUAGUACGUCUACCAGAGGUGAUAGAUCUGAAAAAGAAGUACAAUGCCUACCUAUACCUGGACGAAGCCCACAGUAUUGGAGCUCUAGGGCCACAUGGCAGGGGUGUGGUCGACUACUUUGGGGUAAACCCAAGAGAUGUGGACAUUCUUAUGGGUACCUACACGAAAAGCUUUGGAGCAGCUGGGGGAUAUAUAGGGGGGUCAAAGAGGAUCAUAAAUUACCUGCGUGCAUACUCGCAUAGCUCUAUCUAUGCGGCAACGAUGCCCGCUCCGGUGGCUCAGCAAAUCAUCUGCGUCCUUAAAAUCAUCAUGGGCGAGGAUGGAACCACGGAAGGUGAGAAGAGGAUAGCCCAGCUCAAAUGGAACAGUCGUUACUUCAGAAGGAAGCUGAAGGAGAUGGGACUGAUCAUAUAUGGUAACAGGGAUUCCCCUGUUGUUCCCAUGCUAGUCUAUUUACCUUCUAAAGUCACGGGAUUUAGCAGGCAUGUACUUGAGCGUGGCCUUGGUGUUGUUGUUGUUGGCUUUCCUGCAACUCCCAUCACACAGUCCAGAGUUCGGUUUUGCCUAUCAGCUGCCCACAACAAGGAAUCACUGGACAAGGCCCUUCAAAUUAUAAAUGAAACAGCGGAUUACUUUAGAAUAAAGUAUUCAUCCCAAAAACCAGAAGAUUAUGCAGAAGAAUUUAUUGAUGAUUGAAUACUAUUUGGAAGUCAAGCCAGAUGAUCUCAUCGAAGAACAAAUAUUCUGCUAUUAGACUGUAAGACCGUCCAUCUUGUUGGGGAGUGCACUUACUGUCAUCAGUAGGGUCAUUUGACUGGGGAUUGUUGUGCAGAUUGUCAUUACAACCUCAGCCAUCUUGUACCCUGUGUAUUGUGAGGUUAGCUUUGGUAGCAUAUCAGAGUCUUGCUGAGUUUACAUAUUCGUUGUGUUUGUAUGCCUGGAUUUAAGUUUUUUUCUUUUUCUAUCAAAAGUUCCUCUCUGUGAUACUGUACUCAGACCAAAUCAUUGUGAGCGUUAGGUGCUUUAGGAAGCUUUGAUGACCAGUGUAUACCAGUACAUGCACAGUCCCUUUGUGGGUCAACAUACCCACAAAUACUAAUUACUCUGGAUUUUGAUUUAUGUUACAUAUGAUUUAGCUUUUGCGAAAAAAGGCUGUGACAAAGGCCCCAUAUUUAGUACAAAAAUUGUGAAAUUCUGUACUUGACCUGAGCAUUUUGCUUGUAAGUUUGUACUUAAUUUUCUGUAAGCCAUGAUGUUAAAAUGUGAACAUGUAAAGAGAGUCAUGUGAAAUUAAACUUCAACAAAAAUUGCAGUAGUAAGCGUUGCAAAUGUGUUUGAAAUUUGGUUUGAUAAUGUAGUUCUUUAAGGAAAUAACCUUGACCUAUUUUCAAUUUUUGACCUAUUAGUGGUUUGUCUACAUACUAUUUUCAGAGAAUAGUAUCCCAGAUAAAAUACAUGUGAAACAGAGAAAUCAUUAUCUCAGUAAUAUGUUUCAUUUUCUCCAGGAAUGUAUAUACAUGUCUUUUGCCAACUACUGCCUGCCACUUGUAAGGUUUUGCAUUGGUGUACAUGUAUGUAGCAAAAGCUCACCAAAUCUGACUGCUGGUAACCAUGAUCAACAGAUUGCAGCAUUAACUUUAUUAUGGCCAUGUAAUAAAAUCAAAAAUGACUUUUGUCACAAUGGAUGUAACUGGAAAUUUCUUCCCAGCUUUAGUUGUUUUGUUAUGUUAGUGUAUUCUAUUUUUUUUUUAAGUAAACCAUGUGUGUAUAUUGAUAUCUAGGUAUGAGGAAGACAGAAAAUAACUACAUCUAUCAAAAUGUCAUGAAGCAUAAUUGAAAGACAUAUUUUUCUUUGACUAUUUUGUAAUUGUCUUGCAAUGAAAAUUCUUCAUAAUAUUUGAUGAGUGUUAAUAAUGCAGGCUUUGUUUAUACAGACCAUGGUCACUUCAGCAAAGGCACCUCGGAUAACUUGGUGUCCAGCUUUUUCCUUGAAGUAGAUAUGUCUAGCAAUAUUAAUCUGUUUUUUCAUUGUAAUUAUUAACUUUUCUUGAUAUUCACUUCCACAUCAGCACAUAUUUUAGGAAUUUGUCAUCCAAUAGAACAUCAUGUGUAAGGGGCAUGUGUUUCCCAGCAAUGGUUGUUUUGUCGCUAGAGGAUAUUUUAAAUGUCUGACUUUGGGUUAGUAUGUCAGGUUAUAAUUUUCAGACAUUUAUUGGAGUAAGACCAUAUUUGUUGUGUUACAGUGUUCCACACCGAUUUAAUACUUUUGGCCAAACGACACUGAAUUUUCCCAGUGUUAUAAGUUUGUUUUCUUUUUGUUGAUCUAUCUGUAUCAACUGCGAAGUGUAUGUGCACAGUGUAGUUCUAUGCAUAUGUUCACUUCAGAAAGUUUAG